AUGGAUCACCGACCGCAAGCUUGGGGCCGUCCUAGAGACGAUGUCUACGGUGCCUACGAUGCCUCAUACAUGCACACAAACGGCCCGAACCAACACACCCAAUCCCCCGUCGUAACGGGAACGUCGGUGGUAGCGAUGAAAUUCAAGGACGGUGUUGUCAUGGCCGCCGAUAACCUGGCAUCAUACGGCUCCCUAGCGCGCUUCACCGACGUAAAGCGCAUCCGCACCUUCGCCGAGACCUCGCUCGUCGGCUUCGGCGGCGACGUCUCCGACAUGCAGUACCUGGACCGGCACCUGACGGAGCUCAGCAUCGACGAGGCCUACCAGCAGUCCGCGCACACGCUGAACGCGCGCUCGCUGCACAAGUACCUCUCCAAGCUGCUCUACCACCGCCGCUCCAAGUUCGACCCCCUGUGGAAUCACCUCCUCAUCGCCGGCCUCGACGACGAGGGCGCCCCCUUCCUCGCCGCCGCCGACCUGCUCGGCACCACCUUCACCUCGCCCUCGCUCGCCACCGGCUACGGCAGCAUGCUCGCCCAGCCCAUCAUGCGCAAGUACGUGCCGGACGAGGCCUCCGUCGCCAACGUCACGCGCGAGCAGGCCGUCGCCGUCAUCAAGGAGUGCAUGAAGGUGCUCUUCUACCGCGACGCGCGCUCGCUCGACUCCUACUCGCUAGCCGUCAUCACCAAGGACGGCAUCACCCUAUCCGAGAGCGAGAAGCUCGAGGACCAGAGCUGGGCCUUCGCGGACCGCAUCAAGGGCUACGGCACGCAGACCGUGUAG
This is a messenger RNA of Annulohypoxylon truncatum, 783 nucleotides long. RefSeq names its product proteasome endopeptidase complex, beta subunit. Lineage: Eukaryota; Fungi; Ascomycota; Sordariomycetes; Xylariales; Hypoxylaceae. The transcript is spliced from 3 exons. The record is from RefSeq and is a predicted model, not a curated record. The coding region runs from base 1 to 783 and encodes 260 amino acids. Gene Ontology annotation, cellular component: proteasome core complex.